Molecule: messenger RNA, 1158 nt
Organism: Cheilinus undulatus (humphead wrasse)
Lineage: Eukaryota; Metazoa; Chordata; Actinopteri; Labriformes; Labridae
Gene: anxa14
Product: annexin A14
Exons: 13
Coding region: 107-1057 (316 amino acids)
Cellular component (GO): cytoplasm
Molecular function (GO): calcium ion binding; calcium-dependent phospholipid binding
Source: RefSeq, a predicted model, not a curated record
CUGAGUGAGAUAGAGGGCUGAUCAGAAGAGGUUGUAAAAAGCUCUACUACACCACCACACCUUGGAACAGCUGAACCCGGCAUUCUGUUACAGUUAAAACCAAACCAUGGACCUGGAUUACUACAAAUCAUAUGAUAUGAGCUGGGGUACCCUUGGAACGGUGCGUCCCUUCUCCAAUUUCCACCACGACCAAGACACCAUGGAGAUCCAGGCAGCCCUGGAGAAGAAAGAUACAGGAACUCUGGUGAGGAUCUUAACCAAUAGGAACAACGCUCAGAGACAAGUGAUCGCCAAAACCUUCGAAGAAGUCACAGAAAAGGAUCUCGCUGCUGCUGUGAAGAAAACUCUCUCUGGAGACCUGGAGAGUUUCCUGUUGGAGCUGCUGAUGCCUCCUCUGCAGUACGAGGCUCACCGCCUACAUCAGGCCAUGGCUGGUUUAGGAACAGACGAGGAAACGCUGCUGGAGAUUCUGUGUACAAGAUCAGGAAAGAAACUUCAAGAAAUCAGUGCUGCAUACCAACAAAUAUAUAAGAAAGACCUGGAGAAAGAGCUGCAAGGAGAAACCAGUGGAGACUUUGCAAAGCUUGUUUCAGCUUUGCUAAAUAAAGAAAGUGUUCCUGGUGGGGUUCAAAGAGAUAUUGAGGCUCUCCGUGCAUCGCUGAAUGGUAAAAAAGCUGAUGCGGGUCCGUGGAUCGACAUUCUGACCUCCAGAGACUUAAACCAUCUUGAUAAAGUGUUGAUGGGGCUGGAGCUGCAGAGUGGACAGAUGGUGGAUCAGGCUGUGGAGAAAAACUUCACUGGAGAUGUUAAACUGGGUUUAUCGAUUUUGGUCCAGUGCAUACAGGAGCCUUACGUCUACCUCGCUAAACGACUCACUUCAAUGAAGUCUCCCAUAGUGCAGGGGAUUCUGGUAUCUCACUGUGAGGAGGAUCUGCUGUGUAUCAGAGCCGCCUUCAAGAAACUAACAGGAACUUCUCUCUACACGGCUCUACAGCAAAACAAGUUCAAAGGAGACCAUCUACAAGCUCUGUUGGCCAUCUGUCGAUCUGAAGAUUAAAUACAAGCUACAAAAAUGUAUGUUUAUUCCUAUUUUGUCCUUUUAUACAGUCCUGUGAAUCAUUUAUGGAGGUGUAAAAAUAAACUUUGUGUCCAUGGCUA